AUGGAAAAUGAAUCAUAUUCUGAUAAUGGUGAAGAAUUUUUAAAUGAAGAACCCAUUCAAGAUGUGAAGGAUCCUAACCAAAAUAUCCAAGAUGAGGGAUCUAAUUAUGAGGAUAAAAAAAAACAGAGAUCUAUAAUUCAUAGUAAUUAUACUCUCAAUAAAGAAAGUAACAAAUAUCACUGUAAUCAUUGCAGUGUAAUUUAUAAAAUUCCUAAAGAUGGAUCAACUUCAACAUUAAGAACUCAUCUUAAAAAGAAACAUUCACAUUUAUUUUCAAAAGUUAAAGGACCAAUGGAUAAAUAUGUUAAUAUAAAAGAUUCCUUA
Molecule: messenger RNA, 324 nt
Organism: Funneliformis caledonium
Lineage: Eukaryota; Fungi; Glomeromycota; Glomeromycetes; Glomerales; Glomeraceae
Source: the annotation of a GenBank genome assembly